Molecule: messenger RNA, 1659 nt
Organism: Suillus fuscotomentosus
Lineage: Eukaryota; Fungi; Basidiomycota; Agaricomycetes; Boletales; Suillaceae
Product: laccase
Exons: 12
Coding region: 1-1659 (552 amino acids)
Molecular function (GO): oxidoreductase activity; copper ion binding
Source: RefSeq, a predicted model, not a curated record
AUGUUUAUUCUUUGUCUGCUCGUUUCUCUCAUCUCAUCGAUUGAUGUAACAGCUAUAGCUGUGUCUCGCUCAGAGUACCCAUUAUCUCAGGGCGCUGCACAUGGUCCCUCAACUAGAUUGACCAUAGGCAAUGCAGUCAUUGGUCCCGAUGGCUUCGUACGCCCAGCAACUGUUGUCAAUGGCAUGUUUCCUGGACCCUUGAUUGCAGCUCAGAAGGGUGAUCUGUUUAAUAUUGAGGUGGUCAACCAACUCAGCGACGAAUCUAUGUUCCUGCAAACCAGUGUUCACUGGCAUGGCAUCUCCCAGAAUCGGUCAAACUAUGCCGAUGGGACGGCCUUCGUCACACAAUGCCCCAUUACGCAGAACCACUCUUUUCUACAUACUUUCACUGCGGAAAACCAGACAGGCACUUUCUGGUAUCAUAGUCAUUUUUCCUCUCAAUAUGCAAGUAUCACUCGAACCUUGCAUUGUGAUGGUCUCAGGGGAGCCCUGAUCAUCUAUGACCCUGACGACCCUUUGGCACACAUGUACGAUGUCGACGAUGAAACUACCGUGAUCUCACUUGCCGACUGGUAUCAUGUUGUAUCCCCCAAAUUGCUCGGUGUUCCAUCUAUUGCCGAUUCUAUGCUUAUCAAUGGACUCGGUCGCCACGUUGGCGGACCCCCGUCUGAUCUUGCAGUGAUCAAUGUGACGCCGGGAAAGCGAUAUCGCCUGCGCCUGAUUCAAAUGUCAUGCCAAUCCGACGUCAAAUUCUCCAUCGAUGGUCACAGCUUGACUGUCAUCGAAGCGGAUGGACAGCCGACAGAACCUCUGGUGGUUGAUCAGCUCCAGAUCCUUGCGGGCCAGCGCUACUCUGUGGUUCUAGUAGCCGAUCAGUCGGUGAGAAACUACUGGAUACGCGGUCUUCCUAAUACGCCGGGUGCAAACUACAUCGGAGGAGUGAACUCUGCUAUCCUACGCUAUCAAGGCGCCCCAGCGGUCAACCCGAUUACGGUCGCUCUUCCACCCACGAAGCCAUUGCAAGAGACCAACUUGCAUGCUCUGGGCAGUCCCGGUGUCCCUGGUACUCCAGGGUACGGGAACGCAGAUGUCAACCUCGACUUGGAGGUUAGCGUCAAAGCCCCAGACUUCCAAUUCUAUAUCAAUGGUAUCACAUUCGGAAACACCACCCUUGGAAACCACACCGUUCCUGUUCUACUUCAAAUUCUUAGUGGAGCUCGACAAGCUACUGAGCUGCUCCCAGCCGGAAGUGUGUACGUUCUGGAGCCCAACAAAGUGGUAGAGGUAACGAUAGGAAUGCAAAGCGCUAUCGGUGGACCUCAUCCCAUUCAUCUUCACGGGCAUGCAUUUGAUGUAGUACAGAGUGCGGGCAGCAGUGCUUACAAUUACGUGAACCCUGUUCGCCGUGAUGUGGUCAGCGCUGGGCAUCCUGGGCAAAGAACGGUGAUCCGAUUCGUGACUGACAACUCUGGCCCCUGGUUCUUGCAUUGCCACAUCGACUGGCACCUUGCAGCCGGUUUUGGCGUAGUUUUCGCAGAAAGUCCCGCGGAUACCCCCGCAUAUGUGGACCCCGUGCCAGCUGAGUGGGACCGCUUGUGCCCAAUCUAUGACAAUCAGCCGAAUUUCACGCUACCUCACAUCCCUAACAUUCAGAUUUGA